CCGCGAGCAUCGGGCAGCCAGCCAACCCUCUACUGCGAAUCCCCCGUAUUCUUUCGUCUAAUUUUUCGAUAGUGCGGGGGACUCGCAGCCAUCGGCCGGUCACGUGUCUCUCUCAUCCCCUCGUUGCACGCUCGAAAGCGGAAGUGCAGCCGACCAAGUGCGACCAAAACCCCUCUACCGUAUAGAUCGGUCAUGUAAUUUACAACUGGGACUAAUUAACGACACCGGUGUCUCUAUCCGACCGUUUCUUUAUUAGGAACGUGAAACUAGGGGUUAUCCCUAACAGGACUCGAUAGGUACCCGUUACCUUCAAAAUGAACCGACCUUGGAUUCGAUGCGCCGGAUGACGGAUCGAUCGAUCGAGUUUCGAUGGAGAAUCACGUCGAUCCAUGAUUUAGACGGAUCCAGAGACGUUGCUCUAUCAGUGACGCGUGUAAUGUUGUCGGAAUUUUAAAAGAACGCGAGGAUCGACGCCAUCGAUUAUUUUUUAUUUUUACUUUAUCAAGAUCGUUGAUUGAAAAGUAGGUUCCAGUGAGAUGUGAGCUCGCAGGAUGGAGAUGAAGAUCAGUAUACUGCUUCUAGCGCUUCUUCGCCUCGCCAGCACCCUUGAAAAUACAAAGGAGGAAGAUGACACCGAGGAAGACGACGAGGAAAAUUAUCCGGUAGAUGACUAUGACUACGGUGACUAUGAAACCGCGACGAUAACUAGUGAUUCCGGUCUUAUCGUGGGUGGCUCGUUGCCAAUCUUUUUGGCAGAACCCGUCGACGCGUUCGUCGUGAAAGGAAAACCGGCGACCUUACACUGUCGCGCGGCGCACGCUCUUCAGGUGUAUUUUCGGUGUAACGGUGACCGGGCUGAGCGGUCGCAGCACCAGGAUUUUGUCGACCCUCGUACCGGAACGAGGGUCGUCGAGGUCGAACUCAACGUGACGAGGAACGAGGUCGAGGAGUACUUCGGUAGGGAGAGGUUCAAGUGCGAGUGCGUGGCAUGGUCGGGACCAGGUCAGAUUCGAGGGCAACCCGCCACGGUUGAGGUCGCUUACCUGAAGAAGCACUUUUUGUCGCCGCCGUACUCGGUGUCCGUGGAGGCUGGACGGAACGCGGAAUUGCGUUGCUCGGCACCGCUCGGGGUGCCACAACCCAAGGUCUACUGGUUGAAGAACGGCUCGCCUCUCGAGACGAUACUCGGAUCGACCGCACCACCCUCGCCCGUCCCGGACAGUAUCCUGAACGAGGUGUCAUCCGGAAGCUUCCUGCAGACCGGCAACGGACACCUGAUACUGGGGGAGGCCGAGCUCAGGCACCAGGGGAAUUACUCCUGCGUGGCCGAGAACAUCGCCGCGAGGCGGGUCAGCGAACCGGCCGUGUUGACGGUUUACGUAAACGGCGGGUGGUCUUCCUGGUCCGGAUGGACAGAUUGCAGCACCCGUUGCGGUCGAGGUGUACAAAAGAGAACACGAACCUGCACGAACCCAGUGGCCAUCAACGGAGGUCAAACCUGUCCAGGGCCAGCCACGCAAAGGGUCGAAUGCAAUCCUUCCUGCCCCGCGAUCGACGGCAGAUGGUCAAGUUGGUCCUCGUGGUCCGCAUGCGGUCCCGAUUGUGCCAGAGCGAGGAGGAGAUCCUGCAACGACCCCCCGGCGAGCAAUGGUGGUCGUCCCUGUCAAGGCAAGGACGUCAUCGUCGAGUCUUGUUCCGCGGAUCGAUGUAACGCCCUCGGACAAGACGGACCUCGAGUAUUCAAGGAAGCAGCUAGAACGAUCGACCACAGAAGCAUACUGGCCUUGUGGAUCAUUUUGAGCUUGGCUGCGAUCUUUCUGGCGUUAACGACCAUCUUUUUCGUGCGUCUAAUGCGUCGAAAAGAAAGGUUGGAAGCUUUGUACGGAGUGGCAAGGCUGGACUUUCGUCGACCGGGUGACCUAGGAAAGUCGGUAGUCUCGAAGAACGAUCGGUCAGCCCUCUCCGUCGACAGACGUUUAGAGCAAGUGAUAGACGAGUCGAACGCGAGCAGAAUGCCUAGGUCUUGCUCGGAGCAUCACUACGACGUGCCGCAGCUUUCGUUACCUUCGACGACCAGACCAUCUCCCAGCUCUUCCGUGACCAGGUCCUCUUGUAGAAACUCCCACCGUGGCCGGGGAUUGUCCGACAACGAAGAAAGUCGAUCGUCCCGUUCCACGUGUCAAGGUAACGCGGAGACCACCAACGAGGACGACAACGACGACGAUGACGACGACGACGACGACGAUCGCGACGGCGACAGACCCGGAGGCGACAACAAGGGUCACGAGGACACGAGCGGCUUUAUCGUGAGAGCAAUAGUCGACGAACAAGGCGUUCUUCUCGUAGUCCCCGAAGCUGGGGUCUCCAUGUCUGUCCCGGAAGGUGCGAUUCCUCGCGGUCGACGGCACAGUCUUCAUCUUGCAGUCCUCGGAGACGACUCCUCGAGGCCUGGUCUACCAGCCGGUUUGACUCUGUUGUCGGCAGUGGUAGCUUGUGGACCGAACGGUAUCGACCUGGUGAAACCUGUGAUUCUUCAGUUCGAGCAUUGCGCCGAACUCAGGACAGGCAACUGGGAGCUAAGCCUUUGGUCGACGGAUCUCGAUACGGAGACACGUUCCAACGACUCGACUACGUCGUCCAGCAACUCCAACGUCGCGUCCGCGACGACGUGGCGCAAGAUACUGACGUUGGGCGGCGAGCCGAUUAAUCUUCCCGGGCAGCCUUUCGCGCAGCUCGAUCACUCCAGGGUGUUCCUGGUUACCGAAACACCGAGCGUUUACGCGGUUGCUGGCGAGAAUUCUGCCGUAGCACCAGGACUAGCCGUGAAAAGGAUUUGCGUGGCAGUAUACUUGUCGCGCGAGCGAGAUCACAUCAGGUGUCAUCUGAUGCAGGACACAAAGGCGGCGUUCAAGCUUCUAGCGGAACAGGAGCGCCGAUUAGGCGGGACUCGUAUGGAUCAUGGAGUUCUAGGCUUGAGGGCGGGUGGUGCACCGCUUCGCAUCGACCUCGAGGACAGAGAAAGCGGAUUCGUGGAACGUCAGGAAGUGCUUCACCGUCGAAUCUGGUCGUCGACGAGAACGAGUAUACGGCGAUCCUUCGGGAUCGAGAAAACUCUCGGGGAGGUGAGACUCAGUUUCGCGCUGCAAGCUUGUCAAUGUGGUUUCGAAGAAGACACGCUAUUCCUGAGAAUCGACCUGGAUCCGAUGAAGAAACAUGGUUCGAGCGGAAAGAGGAUCACGAAGACAGAGUCCUCGGUCGUUUUACGUGGGAAAAAUUCUAGCAGGACUACCGAAUCGGUUGUUCCCAGACCAUUCAGAUUUUCCAAGACGUUGAGGAAACAGCUAUGCCAGUGCCUCGAUCCGCCUAGCGCUCGAGGAAACGACUGGAGAAUGCUAGCACAAAGACUACAAGUAGAUCGAUACGUUGACUAUUUCGCGACGAAAGCGAGCCCAACGGAACACAUUUUGGAUCUUUGGGAGGCGAAACACCAGGAGGUCACGGCUCUCACGGAUCUUCUGAACCUCUUAAGAUUUAUGGGACGCGUCGAUGCCGCCAACGUUCUAGAAAGCCGCCUCGGCCCAUGGAUCUAAGACAUCGAUCCCCACUGCCAAAUGAAAAUUCAUCUUUUACA
Messenger RNA from Colletes gigas, 3631 nucleotides. RefSeq names its product netrin receptor UNC5C-like. Gene Ontology annotation, biological process: motor neuron axon guidance; netrin-activated signaling pathway. The transcript has 13 exons. NCBI's taxonomy places the organism in Eukaryota, Metazoa, Arthropoda, Insecta, Hymenoptera, Colletidae. The record is from RefSeq and is a predicted model, not a curated record. The coding region runs from base 552 to 3590 and encodes 1012 amino acids. Gene Ontology annotation, cellular component: membrane. Gene Ontology annotation, molecular function: protein binding; netrin receptor activity.